AUGGCCGCUCCUACACAGUUUGCUUACCGAAGUGUUAAGGGCAUUGGCAUCUUUGAUGCAGCUCCCGUUUAUGCGCCUUUGUCGGGGUUCGAGAAACCUGAAGGCAACCUCCGUUGCAGUGCCUACUCGCCAUGCGGUCGGUAUUUUGCGUGGGCGUCUCAAGACAAGGUUACCAUCGUUGAUCCUUCCGUCGGUCAUAUCAUCACGAACAUCCCUGCCGACAACGUUUUUGAACUGGGAUUCUCGCCGCUCGGAACCUACCUGAUUACCUGGCAGCGCCCCACCAAGGAUGCCAAUGGUGACGCCGUCAAGAACCUGAAGGUUUGGAAGGUGGUGGAGACGCCUGCCGACAGCAAUGGAGACGAGCACACGAUCGUCGGCAGCUACGUUCAGAAGUCGCAGACAGGCUGGAACCUUCAGUACACGUCUGAUGAGCGUUUCUGCGCUCGUGUGGUCACCAACGAGGUCCAAUUCUACGAAAGUGACAACCUGUAUAAGGUUUGGAACAAGCUGCGCGUGGAGGGAGUGUCCGACUUUGCCCUCUCGCCCGGAAAGAACCAAGCCGUUGCCGUUUUCAUCCCCGAACGCAAGGGACAACCGGCCGCCGUCAAAGUGUUUAUGGUGCCGCAGUUCGGAGCGCCCGUUUCGCAGAAGACCUUCUUCAAGGGCGACAAGGUUCAGCUGAAGUGGAAUGCCUCCGGUAACACCUUGAUUGUGCUUGCGCAGACCGAUGUCGACAAGUCUGGCAAGAGUUACUACGGGGAGACUACGCUUUACCUUCUGGGUGCUAGUGGAGGAUUUGAUUCUCGCGUGGACUUGGACAAGGAGGGUCCCAUCCAUGACGUGACCUGGAACCCCAACUCGAAGGAAUUCGGCGUUGUGUACGGCUACAUGCCGGCCAAGACCACCAUCUUCAACUUCCGUGGUGUUCCCCAGCACAGCUUCCCUCUGGCCCCUCGAAACACCAUUCAGUUCUCCCCCCAUGGUCGGUUCGUUCUCGUGGCUGGCUUCGGAAACUUGGCGGGCCAGAUGGAUCUGUACGACCUCGACAAAAACUACCACAAGAUCGCUACCGUGGAAGCAUCGAACGCGAGUGUUUGCGAAUGGUCCCCUGACGGCCAGUUCAUUCUGACUGCCACCACCAGCCCUCGGCUGCGAGUGGACAAUGGCAUUCGUCUCUGGCAUGUCAGCGGGGCUUUGAUGUACAACGAGGAAAUGAACGAGCUUUACGAUGUGUGCUGGAGACCUCAGUCGACCACCCAGCACCCUCUGACCGAUCCAUUCAACCCUCUCCCUGCCCCCCACCCCUCGGCUGCCGCGUAUCUCAGUACCCGGAAGGCACCCGUCAAGCCGGCUGGUGCGUACCGCCCUCCCGGCGCUCGCGGUCAACUGACUCCCUUGGCCUUCAAGCGAGAGGACCAGGGCGGUGCCGCCUAUGUUCGGGAUGGCGCCAACGGCCUUGCUUCUCUAAACGGAUUCGGAAAACCCCGGAGACGCGAAGUGCCGGGUGCCGAGGAGUUCCUUCCUCCGGGAGCCGCUCCUGGUGGAGGCGUUGCUCUCCCCCCUGGUGCCGACCAGCCCGAGAAACUCUCCAAGUCGGCCGCGCGGAACAAGAAGAAGCGUGAGGCGAAGAAGGGCAACCCCAACGGAGAGGACGGAGACGCGGCACCGCCGGCACGCAGCCCGGACCGCCGCGGCGACAAGGGCCACGAGCGCAGCCGCUCCAAGGCCAAGAACGGCAACAACCAAGCCAAUGGCGCUGCGCCUCCGGCCAAGGCAAAUGCCAAUGCCGCUGCUGCCGCCGCCGCCAUCGAGGACGCCGCAGGUGCCCCCACCGCGCAGGAAAAGAAGAUCCGUGGACUUCUGAAGAAGAUCCGGGCGAUCGACGAGCUGAAAAUGCGCCUUGCAGGCGGGGAGAAACUGGAAGACACGCAGAUGAAGAAGAUUCAAACCGAAGAUUCGGUGCGCAAGGAAUUGAAUUCCCUCGGAUAUACUGGAUAG
Aspergillus melleus is the source of this 2001-nucleotide messenger RNA. RefSeq names its product translation initiation factor 2A. Gene Ontology annotation, cellular component: cytosolic small ribosomal subunit. NCBI's taxonomy places the organism in Eukaryota, Fungi, Ascomycota, Eurotiomycetes, Eurotiales, Aspergillaceae. Gene Ontology annotation, biological process: translational initiation. The transcript is spliced from 6 exons. Gene Ontology annotation, molecular function: protein binding; mRNA binding; translation initiation factor activity. The record is from RefSeq and is a predicted model, not a curated record. Bases 1 to 2001 code for a protein of 666 amino acids.